Messenger RNA from Callorhinchus milii (elephant shark), 855 nucleotides. It is a transcript of the gene sbds, whose product is annotated as SBDS ribosome maturation factor. Bases 66 to 818 code for a protein of 250 amino acids. The record is from RefSeq and is a predicted model, not a curated record. Lineage: Eukaryota; Metazoa; Chordata; Chondrichthyes; Chimaeriformes; Callorhinchidae. The transcript is spliced from 5 exons. Gene Ontology annotation, biological process: ribosome biogenesis; cytosolic ribosome assembly.
GAGGGGCCUGAAGCCGGGGAGAGGGGCCAGCGGGAGGCCGGGGAGAGGGGCCUGAAGCCGGGGCCAUGUCUAUCUUCACCCCCACGAACCAGAUCCGCCUGACGAACGUGGCGAUUGUCCGCAUGAGGAGGGCGGGGCUGCGCUUCGAGAUCGCGUGUUACCGCAACAAGGUGCUGAGCUGGCGGAGCGGAGCCGAGAAGGACCUGGACGAGGUCCUGCAGACACACACAGUGUUUACUAAUGUAUCAAAGGGACAAGUGGCAAAGAAGGAGGAUUAUGUCAAAGCGUUUGGAGUGGAUAACCAGACUGAAGUCUGCAAGCAGAUUCUGGCGAAAGGCGAGUUACAAGUGUCCGACAAGGAGCGACAUGCACAGCUGGAGCAGAUGUUCCGAGACAUAGCAACUAUCGUGGCCGAGAAGUGCGUCAAUCCCGAGACAAAGCGGCCGUACACAGUCAACCUGAUUGAACGAGCCAUGAAGGACAUCCACUACUCGGUUAAAGCCACCAAGGGCACAAAGCAGCAGGCGCUGGAGGUAAUCCGACUGCUGAAGGAGACUAUGCAGAUCGAACGCGCUCACAUGAGGCUGCGGCUCCGACUCCCACCCAAAGAAGGGAAGCGCCUCAAAGAGAAGCUGAAACCCCUCAUCAAAGUCACCGAGAGCGAAGAAUUUUCCACCGAGCUAGAAAUUGUUGCAUUGAUUGACCCCGGCUGCUUCAGGGAAAUGGACGAUUUGAUCAGUCGGGAAACGAAGGGGAAAGGCUCUCUGGAGGUUCUCAGCUUAAAGGAGGUGGAAGAGGGAGAUGAGAAGCUGGAAUGAACUGUUUGUUAACAGAAUAAACUAUUUAAAGCAACAA